Molecule: messenger RNA, 561 nt
Organism: Neomonachus schauinslandi (Hawaiian monk seal)
Lineage: Eukaryota; Metazoa; Chordata; Mammalia; Carnivora; Phocidae
Gene: PCBD2
Product: pterin-4 alpha-carbinolamine dehydratase 2
Exons: 4
Coding region: 9-401 (130 amino acids)
Biological process (GO): tetrahydrobiopterin biosynthetic process
Molecular function (GO): 4-alpha-hydroxytetrahydrobiopterin dehydratase activity
Source: RefSeq, a predicted model, not a curated record
CGGCGGCCAUGGCGGCGGCGCUAGGGACGCGGGGGGCGCCGCGGCUCCUGUUGGCGACGCUGCGGGGCCGGGGCCCGAGCUUCUCGGCCACGGCAGCAGAUGCUCGCCAUUUGACAGCAGAGGAGAGGAACCAAGUUAUCCUUGACCUGAAAGCAGCAGGAUGGUCGGAAUUACAUGAGAGAGACGCCCUCUACAAAGAGUUUUCCUUCAAAAAUUUUAAUCAGGCAUUUGGCUUUAUGUCCCGAGUCGCCCUGCAAGCAGAGAAGAUGAAUCAUCACCCGGAAUGGUUCAAUGUGUACAACAAGGUGCAGAUAACCCUAACGUCACACGACUGUGGUGGACUGACCAAGAGAGAUGUGAAACUGGCCAAGUUUAUUGAAAAAGCAGCUGCUUCUGUGUGAUUGCUUCCAAAAUGGAUGUCAAACCCAAUGCACGUCAAACCCGAUGCACAUCUUGCCAUCAUGUAUGUGGAAGGCAGUUCACAUGAACAAAUUCAUUUGUCAAUUUAAGCUCCCCUUUUGAACAGUCUUUUGUACAAUUAGUGCUUAAUUACAAAAUGAU